CCCGUCUCCUCGUCCCAGCACAACGAUCACAGCCGUUUAUCUUCGGACUCCAGAGCCAUGCGGGCUUCUGCGGAUGGGUACGGUGGUGCGAGUGGGGCGAGCAGAGGGCCGGGUAGAAGCGCGGGGUAUGGGAGUGAUAGGCAGCCGCAGCAGCAGCAGCAGCAGCAGCAGCCGCCGCAGGAGGAGAAGCGGAGGCACAAGGGCGGAAGGGGAGGAAGGGCGGUGGGGAAUGGCGUGAAUGGGGGGCAUGCGGGACGGGGAGAGGAGCAGGGAGGAGCGCCUGGAAGCCCUGGCUCCAUUGCUUCCUCUGCGGCAUCUCGAAAGGCAGCAGACGCCCACCCGCCAACGCCCGAGAGCAAGCUCAACCCUUCCACCAGCGCCGCCCCCCCCAGUGCCGCCGUCACCACGGCCAGCCUCAUAGACUUCUCUUUUGACGAUCCCACCCCUGCACCGCUCACUGCGGGCGCAUCUGCUGCACCAACAGCAGCAGCAGCAGCAGCAGUAGCAGCAGCAGACCCCUUUGGGCUGGCAGAUCUGCUCGCACCUGCCCCUGUUGCCGCUGAUCCCACCCAAGGCAUGGGCGCUGCAGGUAUGGGAGGGUUGGACUCUGCAGGUAUGGGCGGUGCUGCGGCCGGGCCUCCGUACGGGGCUCAAUUCCCCAGGGGCGCUCAGCUGUUUGGGGGUCAGCCCUUUGGGGGCGAGCCGCUGCCAGGGCAGCAGUUCGGGGCAGCGCCGGCGCCGCCUGUGGGAGGCCAGGCGUUUGGGGGCGGUCAGCCUGGGACAGCUGGAGGACAGGCGUUUGCAGGGCAGCAGUUUGGAGGGCAGCCGUUCGGAGGGCAGGCGUUUGGAGGGCAGCAAUUCGAGGGGCAGCAUUUUGAAGGGCAACAGUUUGGCACGGUUCAGCCUGGUGGUGUGGAGUUUGGUGCGGUGCAGAACGCUGGUGACUUUUUCACCAACCUCCUCCCAGCGCCCACAGUAAAGAACGACCUGCCCUAUCUUGGGGGUUAUGCCGCCCCUCCUGCCCCCGCCCCUGCUGUCACCGAUACAAGCUCACUCGCGUUCGGAUCGCCGGGAACAGUGGCUGCUGCAGCUUCUGCUUAUGGGGCAUACGGGCAGGUAUGGAAUGUGCUGGGGCAAGGCAAGGAGUAUCAAAUGGUGGAGUGGAGGAGAGGAAGGUGGGAAGGAAUGGGCCCUCAAAUGUCCGCGUUGGGACUGCCGCCCCAAGCCAUGGACUUGCCGCCCUACCAGAUGGGAGGACCCGCUACAGGACAAGCCAUGCCGUCCGCCUAUGAUCAAUUCCUCUCCACCACAGCAGCCGCCCCUCCUCCUUUCCCCGGUGCCCCUGGUGUUGCUGCUAGUCUCGAUGCCUCUGGUUUUGGUGCUGCUGCCAAUGGUAGCAGUGCAAAUUCAGCAGCAGCAGGAGCACCAGCAGCAGCAGCGGCAGCAGCAGCCAAGUCGACCAAUCCGUUUGCCUUUGAUGAUGACGACGAGGAGGACACUACGGCCCCUGCUGCUCCUCCUGGUGCUGCUACGGGUUCUCAGCCAUUCUCCAUGGAUCCGAUGGCUACUGCUCUCCCUGGCGGUUAUUUUGCCCCUCCUGGCACCGCUGCUGCCCCUUUCCAGUCCCCUCAGCAGCAGAAUCCUGCAGCCACCCCAUUCGCACAUGGACCAGAUCUCACCCCACAACCCUCCGCCUUCUCGCCCUCCACUCCUCCGCAACCCUCCGAUCCGUUCGGUGCACCUCACCCCGUCCAACAACCUCAACCUGGUCUGGCCGGACCUGCCGGUGGGUUCGGAGGUGCCACGCCUGGAGGGGGCGUGAGUGUGUCUGCUGAUCUCUUGGGGCCGGGGUUCGGUUGGGGGGAGCGGGAGGUGGGGGAGGGGGGAGGAGGAGCAGUGGGAGGGGCAGGUGGGGUAGGGCAUAACCAAAUGCAUUCUGCUGCGAUGGGUGGUGGUGGUGGGAUGUCUGCGUCGAUUGAUUUCGGUUUCCUUGGAGGUGGUGGUGGUGGUGCAGCCUCUGGGCUUGCCCCCGGUGCUGCGGGGGGUGGUGGGAACUUCGGAUUAGCGCCUGCUACUGCAGGAGCAGCACCAGCAGGAGGGUCCUCUAUGGAUCCCUUUGCAUCCCUAAUGCCGACCGGAGCAUCAGCUGCUAGUGCUCAUCCACCUGCUUCUGUUGCGGGUGCACCUGCGGCUGCUCCUGCAUCCUCUUUUGAUGGUUUCUCGUGGUAG
This is a messenger RNA of Closterium sp. Naga37s-1, 2229 nucleotides long. Lineage: Eukaryota; Viridiplantae; Streptophyta; Zygnematophyceae; Desmidiales; Closteriaceae. The record is from the annotation of a GenBank genome assembly.